AUGUUCCGAAAGUUCUUCGGGAAGGGGAAGAACCGCCGCGGGAAGCGCGCGCCGGGCGGGCGCGACCCGAGAGGACGCCGCGAGUCCUCGACCGCGGCGCCGAGCGACGACGCCGACGACGACGACGUCAGCGCGACGAACGCCGCCGCCGACGACGACGACGACCGGCGUCCGCGUCCGCCCGCGCCCGACGACGCGACGCUCCUGUCGCUGUUCCUCGCCGCCGGGAGCGACCGCCGCGCGUUCCGCAGGGCGUGCGCGUCGCUCGUCGACGCGCUGACGACGCGCCCGCGCGCGGUGCCGUCGCACGCGGCUCCGCUCCUGCGCGACGCGCUCGCGCGAGAGAUGAAUAACGACGGAGACGGCGGCGACGACGACGACGACGACGGAGGCGUCGGCGGGGCGCGCUCGCGGCGCGUCGCGAUCGACCUCGUCGCGGCGCUCGCGCUGCACGAGGAGAACCACGCGCUCGUGCUGAGCGUCCUCGGCGCGCUCGACGACGCGUUCGAGCGCGCGUUCGAGGACGAAGAGCUCUACGCGGACGCGAAGGCGUCGAAGGCGUCGAACGCGAAUAAGAGCAGCAGUGGGAAGAAGAGAGGAUCGUCGUCGUCGUCGGCGUCGAAGAAGAAGAAGAAGAAGAAGGACGCGACGACGACGCUGCCGUCGCCGCUGCACGCGCGCGUGCUUCAGGCGCUCCUCCGCGUCCUCGGCGACGCGUUCACCGCGACGGACGUCCUCGAGAUGACGCGCGCGUCCGUCGCCGCCGCGCUCGUCGUCGUCGUCGACGCGUUGGACGCCGCCUCGGGCGCGUCCCUUAGACUGCUUCCCAUACGACCGCCGCAUAUCUACGCGCACCCCUCGGUUUCGAUCCCGACACACCUCGGCGCCUUUCAACUCUACCUGACGCCUAUGAACUCCACCCCGACGUUCGCUCGUGCGGACCCUCGACCCUCAGUCGGAUCCGGAUGCCCGGACGCGUCGUUCCUUCGUCGGCACGCGGCGCAGCUGAUGCACGAGCUCACGACUCCGGACGCGCACUUCGCGAGCGGGGAGAGGGACGAGGACAUCCGGACGCUCGCGAUGCACUUCAAGAGGCAGUGCGCGGAGCUCGUGAAGACGACGCUGGAGAUCGAUCUGAUCCCUCGCGCGUGCGCCGCGCUCGGUCCGGCGUUGGCGUCGUCGACGCGCGGCGAUCGCGAUAACGGUCAAAACGCGAGCGUUUCUACGGAGAGCGGAGGCACCGACGCCGACGCCGACGCCGACGCCGACGCCGCGAUGUACGCGAUGCGCGCGGUGAGUAACCUCCUCCUCGCGUCGGACGAACGCAGCACACAGCUCCGGAAGGCGGUGGCGGGCGGCGAGAUGGUCGAGACGAUUUUGACGCCGUCACUGACGCGCGCGAUGGCGAUAGCGCGCGGCGCGUCGUCGAGCGACGCGGCGCGCGCGCAUCGCGCGCGGACGCGCGCGUGCGACGCGCUCGCGGCGCUCGGCGUCGCGACGUUCAAGAUGGGGACGUUACGGCAGAGGCUUCUCGCGGACCGACCCGGCGGCGGCGGCGCGACGUUGACGGCGGCGGCUGCGUCGGAUCCUCUUCGCGACGCGUUGCCCGCGGGUCUCCUCUCCGUGCCGUCGCUGUCGUCCUCCCCCGCGGUCCUCGACCUUUUUCUCAGGCUCGCGUGUAACCUCGGCGUCGGCGUCGGCGACGACGGCGGCGGCGAGCCCGCGGCGACGGGGCGCGCGCGGUGGCGGCGGCAGAUCUCGGACGCGUUACGCGCGGCGUCGGGGGAGGAUAAGGCGCGACUGUCGUCUCGGUUCGCGAGGGACGCGCGCGCGACGCCGGUGACGCGCGAGGGCGCGACGCACGCGUGGAUCGUGUCGAUGCUGCCGCCGCCGGCGCCGAGGCGGGAGAUCGACGAGACCGCGGGUUGGGAUAGGGAUAGGAAGAAGAAGAGGAGGAAGAAGAAGAAGAAAAGCGAGAGAGGAGGAGGAGGCGGCGGCGGCGGCGGGGGGGGGGGGGGAGGGGACUCGAGAGCCGCCCCGGCGUGGCAGUCCGAGGGCAAGGCGGAGAGAGAACGCUCGCGACGGCGCGAGCGGCGUCCGGAACGCCGCGAGCCGCCGGGGGCGACGACGACGAAGGCGAGCGACGAUGACGACGAGGUCGACCCGCCGCCGCCGCCGCCGCCGCCGCCGCGCGCCGGCCCGAGAAUCGUCGCCGCGUCCUCGUCCACGGUGAUCGAGGUGAAAGCGGCGAGAGCGUGGUCGCGCUCGUCGCCGUCGUUCUCGUCCUCGGACGACGAACGUCCGCCUCCGCCGCCGGACUCGGACUCGGACGCGAACUCAGACGCGGCGUCGUCCGACUCGAGCGCGCCGCGAGUGAACCGUCUGGAGCCCGCGCGCGGGAUGUACACCCGCGUGCACACGUCCGCGCUGCCGUAUUUAGACGACGACGUGGACGGCGACGACGGCGCGGACUUCGACGUCGACGCGUUGCUCGCGGAGGUUGACGCGCUGGGGACGGGAGGGGGAGGGGGAGGAGGAGGAAGAUGA
Messenger RNA from Micromonas pusilla CCMP1545, 2547 nucleotides. RefSeq lists its product as uncharacterized. NCBI's taxonomy places the organism in Eukaryota, Viridiplantae, Chlorophyta, Mamiellophyceae, Mamiellales, Mamiellaceae. The transcript is spliced from 2 exons. Bases 1 to 2547 code for a protein of 848 amino acids. The record is from RefSeq and is a predicted model, not a curated record.